Mus pahari (shrew mouse) is the source of this 2407-nucleotide messenger RNA. RefSeq names its product zinc finger protein 124-like. Gene Ontology annotation, cellular component: nucleus; transcription regulator complex; PcG protein complex. Gene Ontology annotation, biological process: regulation of transcription by RNA polymerase II. The record is from RefSeq and is a predicted model, not a curated record. Bases 257 to 1576 code for a protein of 439 amino acids. NCBI's taxonomy places the organism in Eukaryota, Metazoa, Chordata, Mammalia, Rodentia, Muridae. The transcript is spliced from 5 exons. Gene Ontology annotation, molecular function: RNA polymerase II cis-regulatory region sequence-specific DNA binding; DNA-binding transcription factor activity, RNA polymerase II-specific.
UUCACUGUUUAGUUCUUGUUCAGGUUCUGUUUCUUCAGGUUCUAUGCCUGGCUCACAGUUGUGUGUGGUGGAUCCGCAGUAGCUAGUGUCCCUAUGAGGUGCAGACGACGCGGGACGGCAGAAAUUCGGAAAUGCCUCUAAUACACAUUGUGGGAUACUUUAGAACUCAGUGGCCUUUGACGAUGUGGCUAUAAACUUCACCCAGGAAGAGUGGGCUUUGCUGGAUCCCUCCCAGAAGAAUCUCUACAGAGAUGUGAUGGAAGAAGUAUUUAGGAACCUGACUUCUAUAGAGAAAGGGUGGGAAGACCAGAACGUUGAGGAUGAGGACAAAAAUCCUCAGACAAAUCUAAGGCACAUCAUAGCCAACUCUGGAUACAACCUAUACGAAAGCGAAGAAUCCUCUGAGAAGCCAUAUAAAUGUACACAGUAUAGGAGCUCUUUCUUCUCUCUUAUGAGUAUUCAAAGACAUAUGAUGACGGACACUGGAAGUAAGCCUUACAAGUGUAUGCUCUGUGGGAAAGCCUUUCAUUUCCCCAGUGAAUUCAGAAUCCACUUAAGAACUCACACAGGAGAGAAGCCCUAUGAGUGUAAAGAGUGUGGGAAGGCCUUCAGCCAUUCCAGCUCCUUUCGAAAACACGAGAGAACUCACACCGGAGAGAGACCCUACGUAUGCAAGCAGUGUGGGAAGGCCUUCAAUUGUUCUGGCUCCAUCCGAAAACACGAGAGAACUCACACUGGGGAGAAGCCUUAUGAGUGUAAACAGUGUGGGAAGGCCUUCAACUGUCCUAGUUAUCUCCAAAUUCAUGAAAGAAGCCACACGGGAGAGAAGCCCUAUGAGUGUAAGCAGUGUGGGAAAACCUUCAGUUGUUCCAGUUCCCUUCGAAAACACGAGAGAACUCACACCGGAGAGAAGCCCUAUGAGUGUAAACAGUGUGGGAAGGCCUUCAGUUGUUCUAGUUCCUUUCGAAAGCAUGAACGGACUCAUACAGGGGAGAAACCCUAUGAGUGCAAGCAGUGUGUGUAUUUAGAAGACAUCAGACAUCUCAUGCUGGAGAGAAGCAGCCCUAUGGAUGUAAACAGUGCAAUAAAUGGUUUAGUUCCAACACCUCACUUCAGAAUCACAGAAGAAGUCAUACUGGGGAAGAGCCUUGUGCCUGUAAACAGUGUGGGAAAGCUUUCAGUUGUCCCAGUUACAUUCGAAAGCAUGAACGGGCUCAUGGUGGGGAGAAACCCUAUCCAUGCAAACAGUGUGGUAAGUGUGUCAGUGCUUCCAGCUCUCUGCAGAUACACGAAAGGAUUCAGACUGGAGAAAAGCCCUAUAAAUGUGAACAAGGUGCUAGAGCAGUCAGUUGCUCCACUUCCCUUAGGAAACAUGAACAAACUCAUAGUGGGGAGAAAUCCUAUGAAUACAGUGUGGGAAAGCCUUUGCUUCCAGUUAGAAUUGAUUACUAACAGUCUUAAAGUUAUUUAUAACAGUCUUAUGAAUGUAAAUUCUGGCAAAUCCUUCGUUUCUCUAACAGGUUUUUGUUUUUGUUUUAACAAAAAUGACAAAGCACACUGGAAAUGGUCCUUUUAAAUGUGAGUAUGUGAAAAAAGCCUUUCACAUUUCACAGUCCCAGCAUAUUUAGAGUACAUCAAAUAAACUCAUGCAGGAGAGAAACAAUGUGAAUGCAGACAAUGCGAUAAAUCCUUCACUUCUUCCAGGUAUCCUCAGAACCAUUAAAGAAUUCAUGUUGGAGAGUAUCCUUAUUAAUGAAAGCACUAGAGAACCACUUACUACAAUUGCCUUGAAAACAUGAGUAAACUUGUACCGGAGGCAUGUCCUUUGAGUACAAAUAAAUAUGGUAAAUAUCACCUUUUCCAUUUGCCCUCAAAGAAACUAAACGAAUCGUCAGCGUGACUGUAAAGCCUAGGAAAAACAGUGUUUUCUUAAUCUUCAUGAAGGACACAACGAAGGUUCACACUGAACACUAAGAAGCCCACGUUUGUGAGAAGAAAGGUAAGGCUUCAAAUGCCACAGUUCUCUCAGAUUGUGUGAAAGAACACAUACUAGCUAAAACACUAGGAAUAGGAACGUGGGGGAAACACUCAAGAUUUUCAGUGUUCUUCAAAGGCAUAAAAAGGACCAGAGGGAAAAACCUGUAGGCCUAAGUAAUGUGGGUAGACUUCAGUUUUUACACUUCUUUCUGAGAAAAGUUUAAGUGUAAGAAAUGUCACAAGACCUCCAGUUUUCUCAUUUUCAUUUGAAGUCAUGCUAGAACUCAUCUAGAAAAAGACCACUGGGUACAGAAAGUCUACUGAGUUCAUGUCUCAUUGAAAGGUACGUGAUACACUGGAGAUGGCUGUGCGAUACAUUGACUUUACAAUGUGUGUGAAAACAUUGCUUCUCUGGGCUAAAGCAUGGAAU